Molecule: messenger RNA, 2082 nt
Organism: Fusarium musae
Lineage: Eukaryota; Fungi; Ascomycota; Sordariomycetes; Hypocreales; Nectriaceae
Exons: 1
Coding region: 1-2082 (693 amino acids)
Biological process (GO): potassium ion transmembrane transport; stabilization of membrane potential
Cellular component (GO): membrane
Molecular function (GO): potassium ion leak channel activity
Source: RefSeq, a predicted model, not a curated record
AUGAUUGCCGGCACCCUCGGUCCAGUUGCUUCAGCCUUCAGUAUCUGCGCUCUCGUGCGCCCAUGGAGACAGCACUACAUUCCCAGUCAGCCUCUCAAGGAGGCAGUUUUUGUCGCUGACCCAAUAUGGCUCACCGUCAUAAACGCUAUCCAGCUCGGCAUGGCCAUCAUAUCAAAUAUCUUCCUCUUACUAAACAUGACACGCCGUGUACGCUUUACUAUUGCUCAGCCACUCACCAUCAUCGGAUGGUACAUCUCUGCUAUUCUGCUCAUCUCCCUUCUAGCUACAGCCUCUGGACCGCUCUAUGAAGGCUUUGAUCACCCGAAGAAUGAGCUCAUAUGGUCUCAGGCGUUUUACUACGGCAUAUGGGCUGCGAUUCUCUACUUUGUCGAUGCUUCUCUUAUGGUGAUAACAUUCUAUGGAGCAUCCGUUGGUCAUUAUCCCAACGACUUCAACUUGACACCCAGCCAACGGACUCUCAUGUUGCAGACUAUCAUGUUUCUGCUGUACUUACUAGUCGGAGCCGUUGUGUUUUCCAAUAUCGAAGACUGGAACUAUCUGGACACCGUAUACUGGGCAGAUGUCACUCUAUUUACCGUCGGGUUUGGUGAUUUCACAGCUCAAACAAAUCUAGGACGAGCUCUCAUGAUGCCAUAUGCUCUGGUCGGCGUCAUCAGUCUCGGUUUGGUCAUCGGUUCUAUCCGCAGUCUUGUCCUCGAGCGAGGCAAGAAACAAGUUGAUGCCAGGAUGGAAGAGAAGAAACGCCGACGGAUUGUCCGAACCAUGACCAAGAAAGGCCAGGAUGAGGUACUCGAGCCGAUUCGAGAGCCACGACGACAAGACUCUAGGGUUUCCCAGGGUGGGCAAUCAAACAAUCAACUACCGGCAACAGAAUAUGAGCGUCGAAAGGCAGAAUUCGAUCUCAUGCGUAAGAUUCAAGCCCAGACAUCAUAUCGUCGUCGUUGGGUCGCCAUGGGUAUCUCAACCGGCGUGUGGCUUAUCCUAUGGCUCUUGGGCGCCUAUAUCUUUGUCAAGUGCGAAGAAGAUUAUCAAGGCUGGAAAUACUUUGAUGGCUUCUACUUUUGCUUCGUCAGUCUCACAACAAUCGGAUACGGCGACGUGACUCCUAUUUCGAACGCUGGGAAGUCCUUUUUCGUCUUUUGGUCUUUGCUUGCAUUGCCCACAAUGACAGUCCUUAUCUCAAAUGCCGGGGACACCGUUGUCAAAUUAAUCCGUAAUGGAACGCUUCGUCUUGGAAAUGUCACUAUUCUCCCAGGAGAGGACAACUUCAAGAGCGAUCUCAAAUACAUCAUCAACAGAUGUACCUUUGGUCUGAUGUAUGCUGAUUACACAGAGCCGCCGCCCCUAAACCGGGAAAAGAAACCAGCUUCGAAGAAUUCAAGCACUGAUACUUCAGACUCGAUGACCAAGAAGGAAGAGGACAGACUUGACGAACACGCUCGGGGACGGCCCAGACGCUCAGAAACUGGAGAAGACGACGACCCAGCAGAUCCGCGACCAGGCCAAGAACGGAAUAAUUCAACUUUCACAGCUCGAGUUCGUCGUUCUCUAUCUCGUCUUCGAGACGCCCACGAGGAGUUGCCAACGGGAACAAACUUCCACUUCCUCCUCAUUUCAGAAAUCCAGGUCCUCACGAACCACCUCAAGUCAUCAAAGCCACACAAAUACUCCUUUGAGCAGUGGGCAUGGUAUCUUAAGCUCAUCGGCGAGGAUGAGAGCAAUGCCGAAACACAUGGAAAAGCACAGCCAAGUAGUCGGCAUCAUCAUCGCCAUCACCCUCAUCGCAGGAAAACAAAUGAGACUGCUGAAGGUGAAAAGGACGUGGUCUCUGAUGAUACAACGGCUUGGUCCUGGGUAGGAAAUCGGAGUCCGCUCAUGGGAAGUCAAGAAGAGACGGAGUGGAUUCUGGAUAGACUCCUUGAGAGACUUCGGGAGUCUUUAUCUAUCGAGGGGAAGAAGCAGGUCACGGCUGAUGCAAGGAGGGCUCUUGGGGCAGAUCGUCGACGGUCACCAGAUGAUGCAUAUCAUAGGAAGAAGGAUGGAGAAAAGGAAGAUGUUUGA